Messenger RNA from Brienomyrus brachyistius, 4403 nucleotides. RefSeq lists its product as uncharacterized. Bases 131 to 3508 code for a protein of 1125 amino acids. Lineage: Eukaryota; Metazoa; Chordata; Actinopteri; Osteoglossiformes; Mormyridae. The transcript is spliced from 21 exons. The record is from RefSeq and is a predicted model, not a curated record.
GAGGGAGUCGUAGGGAGCGCCGCGGUGUUUGGACCUAAUGCUGUCAACGGUGUUUAUUUCUCAGGAAUAACAACAUAUUUAUUACACUGUGGACAUUUUACAUUUAUCAUAGUGCGGUUUCGUUACGGUGAUGGCGCUUUGCAACCGAUUUAAGGAUGAGAAUUACAAAAACUGGCUCAAAACUACGCUGAGCUUGCAACUACUGAGACACGGCCUCGGCGAUUUCAUAGAGAAGGAAAGCGAAACUUAUCACAGCUCCCUACGCAAGAAGCUUGGGGAUGCGGAAUGUACAAGGAAAUGUCAGUCCCACAAGCAGGAUUCUAAUCUUUGCGAAACCUGUAAAAAGUGGAGAGAAGAAAUAUUCAACAAUCAUAAAAAUAAGAAAGGAAACAUUUACUGGGAGAACUGUGAACCUUAUAAGUGGUCAACGGACAAGUGGGAGGUAGCAAAGGUCUACAUGCCCAAGGGGAACAAGAAACACAACCGAUUUGAGCAGUUCGAUAUCUCAGCAGUACUUAAUUUCAUAAGUUUUUGCAAUCAUUUUAAUAAAUUGGGAAACAACCAUUUUAUUUCAAUGGUGACCUAUGUGAGGAACCAGAUGAUGCAUAGUCCUGACAUGAAGGUGGCAAAAAAGGACAUGGAGGAACAUUUUGGGAAAAUCUUUCAGUUUGUCAGACAUCUCCAAGGUCAUGUUCCAGGGCUGCAGAAGCUCCCCGAAGUGCUGGAACAGCUCCAGAACACAGAGCUUAGCAUCAUUUUUGAGGGGGACAAUCCCAAUGUUUCAAGCUUUAAGGAAAAUAUUCAAACCUUGUUUAGGGAUCAGAAGAUAUUUGACGUGGAACAGCAAAUUUUUAAGGAAAAGCUUCAGUUUUUAACUGACUGCCUGGAGAAAGACAAACAAUCGGUUGAGGAUGGGGAGAUUGCAGGAAUCAGGGCAUUCCUCGAAGAGAACAAGGACCUGCUGGAGCAGCUGGCCCCACAGGUCCAGAAGCUGAAUGAGAUCCAGGCAAAGGUAGACGAUCAUGAGCAACAGCUCAGCACACUAACUGAGAAGGUUGGCAACCUUGAAAAAAAGGCCAGUGAACCUGUUUUUAGUGCAGAUGUGGUGAAGUAUAAAAACCACGUCCUGGAAGAGGCUACGAAGCGCAACUGGAAAACUCCACAGUUCUCAGAAAAAUACGAUCCAAAAGGUCGCGGUUACAUAGGACAGCUGGAGAUUAACGGGCACAAGUUCGAGGGGAAGAUAGUCCAGCUCAACAAGAUAGCAGCUCAUCAGGAGGUAGCAAGAAUGGCCCUGGAGCAGCUGGACGAGCUGUCAAAGGACAGUCCAGCCGCCCCCUCAGCUGACCGAUCGGGCGUCGUAAGCUCUGCAGGCACCACUUAUUUUAGCAGUGUGACUGUUCAUCUCAACGCUGAGGCAGAAGGACACGGUGAGACAGAGCAGCAAGCCACUGAGUCUGCCUACCAGGCAUUAAGCAACGAGUGCGGCAUCAAGGAUCUUCAGGCUGGUAAAUCUUAUAAGGGUGUAAUUCAGCAACACUUUUUAAAGUCCGGUGUGCCGCUGGCAGAACGUCUCGACGGCGGGUCUGAUGGGAAGGCAUAUUGCAAACUGACGCUGUCCGGACCAUUUACUUUUCAGGGAGAAGAGGGCUCAACCAAGAAAAAGGAUGCAGAACAGCAGGCUGCUAAAGCUGCCCUCUGCCAGCUGGCCGAGAUCCUCGGCGUGACAAACAUGCCUGCAGCAAACUACAAGGGAGCGCUGAAGGAGGCGAUGGAAGCGAAGGGCCUGAAUCCACCCGAAUACGCAGAGGUUCAAUCCAAUGCACAAGAUACUCCAGAUGAUGAAGCAGGUGACAGGAGCCUGCCAGCAAAGGUCCCGGAAGCACCUCAGGACAAAGCGACAGGCUGGGUGCCUCUUCCUGCCGCUCCAGAUCAGGCAGCUCUUCCUACAAAAGGGCUUGUGGUUGCACCUCAGGCACCCCCCAUAUUUAACGUCACAGUGAAAGUGCCUGUGAAGACAGAAUUCAGUGCCGGUGCGUUUGACACCCAGGAAGACGCGGCUGAAGGAACCUACAGGGCUCUUGCAGGAGAUCUUGCUCUGGGGCAUUCAGGGCCAGAGCUCCCUCCUGGUGGAACCAAACAACUGGUCCUGGAUUUCUUCAGUAAGGCCAGCUGCAAGCCACCGGUGGAGACCAACGAAAACACUCAAGAAGGGAAGUUUAAAUGCACACUGGCCAUCCAUGGAGACUUCACUUUUCAGAACCAAGAAGGGGCAUCCACAAAGAAGCAGGCAGAACAGGAGGCAGCAAAGGAAGCCUUAACCCGACUGUCACGGGUCUUGGGCUGGAACCAGGAAGAAGUAAGGGAUGGUAAUUACAAAGGACAGCUGAAGGAGCUGCUUGAUAAACAGAAAAAGCAACCAACCUAUCAGACACUUCCAGGAGUUACUGACAAAAGUUACAAAGCUGCAGAUGCUCUCAGCUUAGAAAGCUGCAGUGCCGAAGGUCCCGUCUGUGAAGCCACUGCAUCAGUGAGUGAUGCGGUAUCCGUGGCGAUCCCAUCUGAUGCCUGCAGUCAGUGGCCUUCUCCUCCUCAGAAAUCUGCCAAGAUAGACUGUCCAGAUAUUCGAAGAAUGCUUGGAGUCUAUGGUCUAAACGAACAACAGGAGAAUUUGUGUAUCAGUUCAGAGUUGAGCUUUGGAUACAAAGUGCAGAUCAGCUUCCAGGACGGAACCUUAAGGAACCAAGAUGCCCACAUGACCAAGAAGGAUGCCAAACGAAAGCUCUACUUGGAAUUUGCCAAAGCUCUUUCCCUCGGGGGGUCAAGCACAGAGGAGCAUAAGGCUGUAAAUCUUGUUAAAGAAUAUUUCAAACGCCACACUUCUGAGCCACCGUCUGAGGAUUAUGAAACAAAAGCUGAUAAUAAGUUUGUAUGCUCACUGACGCUCAAGUCCUUCUGUUUCUCUUACGAAAGCCGAGGGUCAUCUGAGGAAGCAGCCAGACAGGAGGCCUCCCGGCUGGCCUUUUCUCGACUGGCCCCCCUGCUCGGGGACCCAGCGGCUGUUAGCGGCUGUGGCACCGAAGCUGAAGAGCAGCUCAAGCUACUCCUGCAGGCCGCCGGUCAGUCGGAUCCGGUUUUUCAGCCACUUGCUACUCAGCACAAGGCCACCGCCCGACUUAGCCUGAGAAAUCUCUCCUUGGGAAGCAGAGCCCAGAAUAAGAGCAGCGCUCGGAGUGGACUUUGCAGCCGUAUCCUCGGACUCCUGGGGGAGGAGGGUGCAGAAGCGAGCAGCAAACUUCCAGUCAGGAAUCAGCUUGAUGAUUGGUUUAAGAAGCAGAGAAUUGAACAGCCAAAAUUCGAGAACACGCAAGAUGGUGUAAUGGCUACAUUCUCAGCCCUUCUGACUUUUUCUCAUCCAGAAUGGGAGAACAGCUGGAAAGAUGCAGAAAGCAGGCUGAGAGAUGUGAUGAAGGCGCGAUUCAGACAUCUGUCUGAGGACACCAACUAGCACCAGAGAGGAAGUGGGAAGGAAGAAGCAGGCGUCUGCUUCUCUGCUUACAUCUCGCACCGUCACCAAUGACCUCCAGUGGGAAGGGCUUUGCAGACUGUCUCUAAACGGAAGUGCCAUGUUUACAAGCUUUACAACAUACUGCAAAGAUAGUGCAGUGGGGGAAUUAAGCCAGAUGCAUCCUUGCGUGUCGUCCUCAGCCACAAGCAGUGUUUUCCGUAAAACGAGGCUGCUCUAUACAGAAGGGUGACAUGGAUCUACGUGAAGGAUCAAUACUGAAAUAUCAACUCUCUCUCUGGAGAUUUCAUAUGGAGAUUUGAUUCUAAUAUUAAAAUAUUGGUGUCUUUACUUGGUAAUUUAGAUGUAAAUUUUAAUACCAGGCAGCUUGGCCCAUGGGGGGGGGGGACUUAAGUUCAACAUAUGAAUUUUUUACUACUAGCCAAUUGGGUGGCAUGGUGGUGCAGAAAUUAAUCCUCCCCAUCAAUUAACUUCCAUGAGCAAUUUCCUCAUUCAGAGCAGCACAUGUUAACACAGUAAGUGCUCAGCCAAUGGCUGCCAGCCACUGAGGUACAAAGAGCUGCUUAUUCUCGCAUCAUCAUGUCCACAUUAAAAUCCUUUGCUGAAGAGGGUGGCAGGUUGAGGGGGAAAAAAGGCUAAUUACAUUUUUAAAGUUUUUUCGAUUUCUGUUCAAUCCAGCUUGCAAACAUCUCUGCUAUUUCCUUGCUCUGGAAAAUGGAGUACUGGGGUAUGGAAUGAUUUUUUUUCUGAAUUGUGUGUAAUCAUUCACCUGGGUGAUUAAUUGCAUGAAUAAUUGUGUAAACAAUCAUUUGUGUAUUCAGUGUAGAAAUUCAUUUAUUCCAAACAGAAAUAUCAAAAUAAAGACAAACGUGAGUUA